AUGACAGGCUCGUGGAGGCCGAGCCCCGCGGCCUCGAGUCCCGCGUCCCGUGAGCGCGAGAAGCCCCAGCGACAGCCGCCCCAGCGAGGUGGGCGUGGGCACGGACCCGGGCUCCACGCGCUCGUGCCUGGGCGUGGGGUACGCGCCACGCUAGGUGGCCUUCCCCGACCCCGCGCCGCUAGGGUGCGGGCCGCCGAGAGCCCCGCGCACCGCCCGGUUGGACGCCACGAGGCUGGUUCGCGGACGCGGCGGUGCAGGCGUCCGUAUCACCGGCCCUUCCCGGGGGCGAGUGAGGGGGGCAAGGCCUGGGUGCGCGUGUCCUACCGCGGGGGAAGGAGACAGUCCGCCUGCUUCAACGACUCGAGGCGCCAGGCCACCAAUGACGCGGGUGCCAUCGCGGGGCGCCACCGGCUGCGGAUCAUCAACAAGGCCACGGCGGCCGCCCUUGCCAACCGGCUGCCGCGGGGCGCCAGAGAGCAAAACGUGCUCAUUUUCGCCCUGGGUGGGAACACCCUCGCCGUAAGGGUCCUCACUAUGGACGCUGGUGUCUUCCAGACGUCUGAGGCUGGAGACGCUCGCCGGGGCGGAGAGAACUUCGGCAACAGGUUGGUGAGCCACUUCAUGAGGGACCUCGGUGGGAAGCGCAGGGAGGACUUGAGCGGGAACAAGCAGGCUCCACGCAGGCUUCGUACGGCCUGUGAGAGCGCCACGUGCCCUCUGACCUCCGGCGCCCAGGCCGCUCUGGAGAAUUCCCUGUUUGAGGGCGUGGACUUGUAUACGUCCAUCCCUCGAGCCUGCUUUGAGGAGCUGAGCUUAGUUGUUUUGCGCAGCGCCUUGGACUGGGUGGAGAAGGCCCUGCGGGACGCCAAGCUGGAGAGCCAGAUCCACGACAUUGUCCUAGGACAGGACUUCUUUGGGGGCAGGGAGCUGAACAAGAGCGUGAACCCUGAUGAGGCUGUGGGUGGGGUUGCUGUGUAGGUGGCUAUGUUGAUGGGGGAUGAGUGUGAGAAAGUGCAGGAUCUCCCUCUGGACAUGGCUCCCCUGUCCCUGGGGCUGGAGACAGCAGGCGGGGUGAUGACCACGCUGAUCCAGAGGAAUGCCACCAUCCCUAUCCAACGGACCCAGACUUUUACCACCUACUCAGACAACCAGCCUGGGGUCCUGACCCAGGUGUAUGAGAGUGAGGGGGCCAUUAACAGGGACAAUCACCUACUGGGGCACUUUGAGCUCAUUGGUAUCCCUCCUACAGCACAUGGAGUCCCCCAGAUCAAGGAGACCUUUGACACUGAUGCCAACGGCAUCCUGAGUGCAGCUACUGUCAGGAGCCCAGAGAAGGCUAACAAGAUGGCCAUCACCAACAAGGGCCGGCUGAGCAAAGAGGACUUUGAGAGGGUGGUUUCAGAGGCUGAGCGGCACAAGGCUGAGGAUGAGGCCCAGAGGGACAGAGUGGUUGCCCAGAACUCCCUAGAGGCUAGUGUCUUCCAUGUGAAGGGCUUGGGGCAAGAGGAAAGCCUUAGAGACAAGAUUUCCAAAGAGGACAGGCACAGGGUACAAGACAAGCGUCAGGGAGUUCUUGCCUGGCUGGAGCACAGCCAGUUGGCAGAGAAGGAGUGUGAGCAUCAGAAGAGGGAGCUGGAGCACAUCUGUCGCCUCACCUUCUCCACCUACAGAGGGCCUCUUGUCCCCGGGGGUGGUCGUUGUGGAGCUGAAGCUGACCCGGGAACCCCCAGUAGGGCCCCGACAUUAUGGAGCAAACGUACUGGAUUAGAAUUGGUGGUGGCGUUAGAGUCAGCAGCUGGUUGGGUUUUAACCUGGUGCCUGGAGGCCGGCAAAGGAGUCAGGCCAAAUCGCUGGUACCGAAUCCCACACCCGGCGGAUCCAGCGCUGAGGCGCGCCAAGCGGCGGGUCUGGGAGCGCGGAUCAGAUCAGGCGGCAGGGAAAAUCCCCCAGCCACGCGAGGCUUCCGCCUUCCCACCCGCCUCCUCGAACCCUCCACCCCAACCCUCCCCUGUGACUGGCGGACCGACUAGGAGUAACCUGUCUUUAAACGCCUCCGUCUGCGGAGGAACCUACCCAGUCAGGAUGCCGAGUCUCCCCGGGCCCUGCGUACAGGUGCGAGAUGUCCUCCCCGGGGCCCUGCGCGUGACAUUAGCGGGUGCGUUGGAGGAAGUGCACUUGCAGGUCUACGUCAGUAAACAGAUCAAUUAUUUGAAGUCAAUAAAUAGACCAUUAAAAAAGAUGCCCAAUUUAGAGGUCGGAGAGUUUACGCUCGGAGCAACUUGGGUAUAUGAAUCCACUUUUUCAACUGUAGACGUUAUGAAAUCGAAGUACCGAUCAAGUUUUCGGAUGAAAACUUAA
This is a messenger RNA of Odobenus rosmarus divergens (Pacific walrus), 2358 nucleotides long. RefSeq names its product heat shock 70 kDa protein 6-like (gene HSPA6). NCBI's taxonomy places the organism in Eukaryota, Metazoa, Chordata, Mammalia, Carnivora, Odobenidae. Gene Ontology annotation, cellular component: cytoplasm; blood microparticle; vesicle. Gene Ontology annotation, biological process: protein refolding; cellular response to unfolded protein. Gene Ontology annotation, molecular function: ubiquitin protein ligase binding; ATP binding; ATP-dependent protein folding chaperone. The record is from RefSeq and is a predicted model, not a curated record.